Apis dorsata (giant honeybee) is the source of this 1683-nucleotide messenger RNA. It is a transcript of the gene Stacl, whose product is annotated as SH3 and cysteine-rich domain-containing protein 3-like. Gene Ontology annotation, cellular component: extrinsic component of cytoplasmic side of plasma membrane. Lineage: Eukaryota; Metazoa; Arthropoda; Insecta; Hymenoptera; Apidae. Gene Ontology annotation, biological process: positive regulation of protein localization to plasma membrane; positive regulation of voltage-gated calcium channel activity; skeletal muscle contraction. The transcript is spliced from 4 exons. Gene Ontology annotation, molecular function: protein binding. The record is from RefSeq and is a predicted model, not a curated record. Bases 298 to 1068 code for a protein of 256 amino acids.
AAUUUCUUCUGUCUGAAAAAAAAAAGAAGAUGAAUUGCAAAAAAAAAAAAAAAAAGACACGACAUAAUUUGAAAACAAAAGGGUAGGUAAUUAUCCUUCUAACAACACAUUUGUAUCGUCCUGCAACCAAACUUUGUCUAAUUUCUCUCUCUCUCUCUUUCUCUGUUUCUAACUAUUCGCUUGUAAAGAAAAAAAAUAAAAAAAUAAAAAAGUAAAAAAAUAACAUUGCUUAAAUAAAUGGUGUCAAUGUCGAGCAACGAGCUAAUUUCAAAGGCUAACUUACUAUAAUCGCUCAUUAUGGAACAUGAAGCGCCGCAUAGUCCACAACGUAGACGCGAGAGGCUGAAUCUAAGAAUGAAGAGUCUCAGCUUGGAUUCCCCGGAGGGUACUGCACACGUUCGACAUCGUCCACGAGAUUAUUACGUCGGUGGCCAGAGAGAAUCAACGCCACCCAGGCAUUCAGACAGUGGAAGCAUCAAUAGAUUAUCGCCAUGCAGUCCAGGCCAGGGCCACAACGUUCAUAAACACAUCAGAGGAGCCAUCAGGAUGUCCAGUAUGGAGCUACCCGAUGAAAAUGAGAAAUCUUAUUCGUCUGCAAGCACCUCACCCUGCCCCUCACCACACACCAAUAAUCAAAAUCAUAUGAAUCCACCCGGGAAACGCGUGUUGCCUCCCAACAAUCUCUAUGUGGUGCUUUAUAACUUCGAGGCGCGGCAUCGAGAUGAAUUAGACUUGAAAGCUGGUUACAAAGUGACGGUAAUCGACAAAUCGGAGAAGGAUUGGUGGAAGGGAAAGUGUUUGGGCGGCCGAGUGGGUUACUUUCCCAGCGCGUACGUCAUGCGGGUGGAGUCCGGGCAGAAAACGCUUCAGGUUACCCGUAACCUGCAAUUGACCGAUCAAAUUACCCUACUUCGCGAUCAGAUCGUGAUUCAGGUUGGCGAGGAGGUAGAUGGCGUGGCGAUGGUUCGCUGCGCGGCAGACGUGAGAUCAGCGGACCACACGGGCAAGGAGGGGGAGGUGUUGUACAAGGAAACUCUGUGCCCGUUGAAAUAUCUUCAGGAGGUGUGACAGCAACCCCGGCAGCCAAGCGAGCGACAGAAUCGCGCAAGUCUUCGUGAGAGAUUCUCGGCUUCGGCGCGACGUAACGCGGUUGAAAAGUAUUACGAUUGCCUGCAAUGUGCCGAGCAGUGCCGCCACGUGACCACUGUUGUCGUCAACAACAACAAUAAUCCCGGCGUGAACGCGAACAAUAAUAAUAACUUGAAGCUGGUCAAGACCGCGAAGGGGAACAAUCUGAUUCUGAAGGAGAACUAUAGAGCGGCAAAUAACGCCAUAAACUCGUCAUCGUUGAAGGAGAAUGCGAAAAUUUUGGCUCGUCUGGACGAGGGAAGGGUUUCGAAGAAUUCCAAGAGUGGUGGUAACAAUCUAGUGGCAGUGAGACCAACCGUGAAAAACCAACCGUUACCUCUAACCCCGGCCAAAAAGAGAUCGUCCCUGGCUCGUCCCGUUCGUGUCCACGAUUCUUUCGCUCAGCCGAGAAAGUUGUUGCCAAUGAAUUACGCCUUCCAGACGUUGCAGAAGUCUGGCAACGAGUCUACAUAUGAAGAGGACGAGUACAAGGAGAGCGGUUGGCCGAUUCGGCUGAGGCUCGAGCAGAUGCUCGAGCUCACCUUGCCGCAGACC